This is a messenger RNA of Penicillium argentinense, 2619 nucleotides long. RefSeq lists its product as uncharacterized. Gene Ontology annotation, molecular function: small GTPase binding; actin binding. NCBI's taxonomy places the organism in Eukaryota, Fungi, Ascomycota, Eurotiomycetes, Eurotiales, Aspergillaceae. The transcript has 3 exons. The record is from RefSeq and is a predicted model, not a curated record. Gene Ontology annotation, biological process: actin cytoskeleton organization. Bases 1 to 2619 code for a protein of 872 amino acids.
AUGGCGCCCAGUACCGUUGGCCCUCAGAUCUUUGACGAUGCCAAUCGUCCACCCGCCCGAUCCUCUGUUUUCCGGGCCAUCAUGUCCAAGCCUCAUAAGCGAAACCAGUCGGCCGAUGAUGCCAUGGCCACGUCCCUCCCGAACAAGCCACCGACUUCUGUGCCUUUUCCCUGGACAGAAGGCCCCGCGCCAGGCCCCGGUCACCUCCCGUUGGGUGAAAUCGUCCCAAAUCGCGACGCCGGAGACAAUGGCAUGCCCGCCCACAAGGGGGGAAACAAGGGGAGCAAAACUACUCUGCACAAGAAGACGAAAAGCGCCGUAUCUCUCAAGUCUUUGAGAAGCUACAUGGGAAAAGACUCCAAAUCAGACGAAGCCAACAGUGUGGCAUCAGACGAAAUGUUACCCAAGAAGACCAAGUCGACUAACAGCCUGUCCGCGAUCCUCAAGCGAUCCCAGCGGGGACGCAAAGGCGACGGCUCGAAGCAGAGCCGUGACAAAGAAAACCGCAGCCCUACCGAACUCGUCGACAACAUGCCCUCCCCAGUGCCAUCUCCAGUUUGGCCGCAAUCAGCCUCACUCUACAAUGACUCUGUGACGCGCUCCCGACAGAAUUCGAACGCAGACAAACGCCGGAGUGUGGCCGACGAAGUCUCCCUGUAUACACCAAAGGGAUACGGCCCAGCCCAACAACGUAACUUCUAUGACUUCCAUCAGCCUUCUCUCGUCCGAACAAAUGAAGGCAAGCCUCGACCGAAGUCGGAUUGCUUGCAAGGCAACCGGAAGGUGAAGGAAUACUUGGGCCCUCUGCAGCGCGAACAGUCGCGGGAGGGGUACGCUAUGGAGAAGGUGGACACGACCUCUUCUAGAGGGCAUCGACUCGAAAGGUCUCGGAAGAUGUCCGCUCCAGAGUCUCCUGGUUCGCGAACUCCGCAGGAGCAGUCCAGUCCUAAGAAGCUGUCUCGUGUCCAGGCUGCGAUCUCAGCAUUCAACGCCAAAGAGCGAGAUGCCGAUGUGCAGAAGCAUUUGGACUCUAAGGAUCUUGAGAGUGAAUUUGAGAAGCUACUGGAUGCACGAAACAUUCCCCAUAACAUGCGGGACAAGAUGCGGUCUCUCGAUACCAACAUCAAGGCCGACUUUAUUCAGAAGGAUCGAACUGAGAAUGGCACUCCCCACAGCGCAAGUACCUCUGAAAGUCGCCGAGGUCGUGGCCAGGAGGCCAAGGACUCCCAGGACCGCAAAAGCUCUCGAUCGCGGUCUCGAAGCCGUGGUUUUACCUUUGGCCGAGGCUCUUCUUCUCCUGGUAAGAAAGCUCGACCGGAGAGUGGCAGUAGCUUCCAUCGCCCCAAGUCGGUUGAUCUCUCCCAGCCCGUGGGUGUCUACACGACCCUAUCAGCUGCUGGGUCGACAGCGUCUCUCACCGAUGCUGCGGCUGUAGAUACAGCUGCUGACCCAUCUGACUUUGUGCACUAUCUGCGGGAGAUCCAAAAACCGGAAAUGGUGGAAGUUGGAAAGAUUCACAAACUCCGCCUACUCCUCCGUAACGAGACGGUAGCGUGGGUCAACGGGUUCAUCAUGGAAGGUGGAAUGGAUGAGAUAGUCCAGCUCAUCUAUCGCAUCAUGAAGAUGGAGUGGCGUGAGGACCAUGAGGAUACUCUCCUCCACGAAGCACUGCUUUGCCUGAAAGCCCUUUGCACCACAUCUAUCGCAUUGUCGCAUCUCACCAGCAUCGAAGGAGAGUUGUUCCCCUCUUUGCUGAAGAUGCUGUUCGAUGAGGAAAAGAAGGGUCCGAGUGAGUUCACUACUCGAGGAAUCAUCAUCAACCUCUUGUUCACUCAACUCUCUUCCACCGCGCCAGGCGAGAUGCCCGGCAACCGUGCUCGACGUAUCCUUUCUUACCUGCGAGACCCGUCUCCAGAAGAUGAGAAACAGCCUGUUUCAUUCAUCGCCAAUAUAUACCAGACACGUCCUUACCGAGUGUGGUGCAAAGAAGUCAGCAACGUGACGAAGGAGGUAUUCUGGAUCUUCCUGCAUCACCUGAAUGUGAUUCCUCUGCCCAAAUCGGGCUCCGGCUCCACAAUGGAGGAUCCCUUCACGGAAAAGAAGACGGAGCCAGACUCGAGCUCAUACUAUACUCGACACUUCCCGCCGCCUCGCCCGCCUGUUCCUGCCGCUCCAUACGUCGGGGGCGUUGAAUGGGACGCAACAAACUACCUGGCUGCGCACCUGGACCUCCUGAACGGCCUGAUUGCCUCCCUUCCCACGAUCGAUGAGCGCAACCAGGUUCGCGGAGAGCUGCGCGCCUCUGGCUUCGAGAAGGUCAUGGGUGGCAGCUUGCGCACCUGCAAAGAGAAAUUCUACUCUUCUGUACAUGAGUGCCUUCGCACCUGGGUUGCUGCUGCUGUUGAAGAUGGAUGGCCCUAUAUUGCCGUCCGGGAAGGCCCGCCUCGCGCUGGUGAGCCUGGCUCGCCAACCAAAUCCCCCAAGAAGGCCCCUGGCAGUCCCAAGAAGGGCAUCUUGGAGGAGAAGCCACCAAAGCUGGAGCUUGCACUUGAUCUUCCAGAAAGCCGACCAUCCGCCGGCCUCGGAACCCCCUCAAGUGACUUGCGCAGCUGGCUUUAA